This is a messenger RNA of Lycium barbarum (goji berry), 1666 nucleotides long. RefSeq names its product xyloglucan endotransglucosylase/hydrolase protein 22-like. The transcript has 10 exons. Lineage: Eukaryota; Viridiplantae; Streptophyta; Magnoliopsida; Solanales; Solanaceae. The coding region runs from base 1 to 1590 and encodes 529 amino acids. Gene Ontology annotation, biological process: cell wall biogenesis; xyloglucan metabolic process. Gene Ontology annotation, molecular function: xyloglucan:xyloglucosyl transferase activity; hydrolase activity, hydrolyzing O-glycosyl compounds. The record is from RefSeq and is a predicted model, not a curated record. Gene Ontology annotation, cellular component: cell wall; apoplast.
AUGAUCGAAGAAGGUGACCAGCAGGAGUACAAAGAGUACGAUGAAUCAACAAUGAUGCCAGAAGGGCUGGUAGAAGAGUUGGAAAAAUUAGAAGAAAAGAAGAAGCCAAAUAUGGACGAAACUGAGAUGUUGUUAAGUGAAUUCGCCAUCAUAUACGUAGCACAAAAGGCAAUCAAAGGACAAGCCAUGGCUGACCUACUGGCAGAAAGCCCUGUCGACGAUAAGCUUGAGCCUUUACGGACUUUCUUCCCAGAUGAGGAGGUGCUAGCUAUGGAAGAAGAAUUGGCGGAACCAUACACAAGCAUUGGUUCAGCUAUGGUAUCUUGGUGCAGCAAGAAGCAACCAGUGGUAGCAUUAUCUAGCACUGAAGCUAAAUGUGAUAAUGAAAGUGCUGUCAAGCUUGCUCUUAAUCCAAUUUUUCAUGGUCAGACGAAGCACAUAGAGGUUUGCCAUCACUACAUUCGAGAGAAAAUACUGGAAAAUGAUGUUGUUCUGAAAGAAAUUUCUACAAAUGAGCAAGUCGCAUACAUAUUUACAAAAGCCUUGGUGAAACCUAAGUUUGAAUAUUUCAGAGCCGCUCUUGGAGUUAUUGAUCUAAAUAGGGGUAUAGAAAUAGGCAAUGGGAAUCAAAUGAAGGAAAUGCUACUGUAUACGUUGCUAUCCAAUUCUAAUUCAUCCAAGAACCUUGAAAUAUUAAUAAUUAAAGAGGGCUUCUUCUCUAAGUCAGUACUACUUGGCGUUGCUAUUGGGGCCAAAUUCAAUGAAGAAUUUGACAUAACAUGGGGUGAAGGCAGAGCAAAGAUACUCAACAAUGGGGACCACCUAACUCUCUCACUUGACAAAAUAUCUGGUCAUGGGCGGAGCCACCUUCGGGUGGUCAGGUGCACACCCUUCGUCGGAAAACUACGCGGUUUUCAAUCCAAGAAUGAGUAUCUAUUUGGUAAAAUUGACAUGCAACUCAAACGUGUCCCUGGAAAUUCUGUUUGCACUGUUACUGCUUACUAUUUGUCAUUACAAGGGCCAACACAUGAUGAGAUAGAUUUUGAAUUCUUGGGAAAUCUAAGCGGUGAUCCUUAUACUCUGCACACUAAUGUGUUUAUCCAAGGCAAAGGCAACAGAGAACAACAAUUUCAUCUUUGGUUUGGCCCUACUGCUGAUUUCCAUACCUAUUCCAUCCUCUGGAAUCCACAACGCAUUAUAUUCUAUGUGGAUGGAACACCCAUGAGAGAAUACAAGAAUGGUGAAUCAAUUGGAGUGUCAUACCCCAAGAACCAGGCAAUGAGGAUAUACUCAAGUCUAUGGAAUGCAGAUGAUUGGGCUACAAGAGGGGGACUUGUCAAGACUGGUUGGUGCCACGCACCUUUUAGUGCUUCUUACAGAAACUUCAAUGCAAAUGCUUGUAUUCCCAAUUCACCUUCAUUUUCUUGCAAUUCCAAUUCUGCAAUUUCGACCAGCAGUUCAUGGCUGAAUGAAGAGUUAGAUAAUACAAGUCAAGAGAGGUUGAAAUGGGUGCAGAAAAAUUACAUGGUUUAUAAUUACUGCACUGAUUCUAAGCGAUUUCCUCAAGGAUUUCCAGCAGAUUGUAUUUAGAACAACUGAACAUUUACCCUUAGGAAUAUUGUAUUCUUUUAUUUUAUGAUCUCUAACUACUGUAAUGAUUCUUUUA